AUGCCGUUCCUAGGGAUGCUCUUGAGUAGGGAUUCAAGAGUGGACAUGGAGAUGAGACAGUACAAAACACAAGCGUUUGUCGACAGCCUUCAAAGCACCAGCACAGACAACAGGUCACCUCCGAAUACCAACACCUCAGCGGACACUGUGCAAUUAAACGGGUCGACACAAGAAGAACCCAGUACGCACUCACACUCACACUCACACCCACACUCACAUCCACACCCACACCCACAACCACACCCACACCCACACCCACAACGGGAAUUGGAAUUGGAAUCCGUCUCCAAGGAACAGGCUGGCACCGGAACAUCUGUCAGUGCAUCCGGCAACACCGUCACGUUGUCUGGUGAGGAGAGGCAGCCACACACCACAGACUACUGCGGCACACAGAACAAAGGGGCGGGGGUUGAGACAGUUCGAAACACCCCGGGCAGUAUAAACCAGGUUUUGAAGGCGUGCAGUAUAAACGAGGUUGAGAAAGAGCAAGCGACUACCGCCACUGGAAAGCAUGUGACUUAUAGGCAACCCUCUGCAAAUGAGUCUUAUGCGACAGAUGGCAUGUCGGAUGAUAUAGAGUGCGAGGGUCCACCAGCCAGUGAACCGAGUGCCGAUAGAUGUGUACAGGCCAAAUCCGGCCCGGAAGACCCGAACCUGGGGUACAGGCGCACGGGCAAGCGUCUGAUGUAUGUGAAGGGUAUGUAUGUGUGUGGAGGUGUGUAUCCGGUAGCUACGCACAUUGUGUAG
This is a messenger RNA of Sphaeroforma arctica JP610, 747 nucleotides long. RefSeq lists its product as hypothetical. Bases 1 to 747 code for a protein of 248 amino acids. Lineage: Eukaryota; Ichthyosporea; Ichthyophonida. The transcript has 2 exons. The record is from RefSeq and is a predicted model, not a curated record.